Myxocyprinus asiaticus (Chinese sucker) is the source of this 9790-nucleotide messenger RNA. RefSeq names its product kinesin-like protein KIF1A. Bases 295 to 5769 code for a protein of 1824 amino acids. NCBI's taxonomy places the organism in Eukaryota, Metazoa, Chordata, Actinopteri, Cypriniformes, Catostomidae. The record is from RefSeq and is a predicted model, not a curated record. The transcript has 50 exons. Gene Ontology annotation, molecular function: microtubule binding; ATP binding; microtubule motor activity. Gene Ontology annotation, biological process: microtubule-based movement.
CCUCCAAGAAGACUUCCUCCUUACGAGUAGGCCUCACUGGGCACCCAGCUACACGACACCUCUCUGGAACAAUAAAGGACCCUCUGUUAAACAGAGGGAAAAGGAGAUUGGUUUCGACAUUUAAGAGGAAAAGCUGGAUAAAACAAGAGCAUUUGAGAAAGCGACACAAGAGGCAGUAGUGGGAGAUCAUCCUUAGAGUCAAUAGCUGAGGGCAUAAGAGAAUCAUCAUUGUAAAAGUGUGAGCAUUGACCUGGACUUAUAGAGGAGUACUUUCACCACACAUAGAGAGGCACCAUGGCAGGAGCCUCAGUGAAGGUAGCAGUGAGAGUCCGCCCCUUCAACUCUCGAGAGAUCAAUAAAGAGUCGAAAUGCAUCAUCCAGAUGUCUGGAAACACAACCACUAUCAUCAACCCCAAAGCACCUAAAGAGAACAAGAGCUUCAAUUUUGAUUACUCCUACUGGUCACAUACUUCGCCAGAGGAUAUCAACUAUGCCUCCCAGCAGCAGGUGUACAGAGACAUUGGAGAGGAGAUGUUACUCCAUGCCUUUGAGGGCUACAAUGUCUGUAUUUUUGCAUACGGCCAGACAGGGGCUGGCAAAUCGUAUACUAUGAUGGGCAAACAGGAGAAGGACCAGCAAGGAAUCAUCCCACUGCUUUGUGAAGACCUUUUCACCAAGAUUAAUGACAGCAAUACUGAUAACAGCAUGUCCUAUUCUGUGGAGGUUAGUUAUAUGGAGAUUUACUGUGAGCGGGUACGAGAUCUUUUGAACCCCAAAAACAAAGGAAAUUUGCGCGUACGCGAGCAUCCCUUACUGGGCCCAUAUGUAGAGGACCUGUCCAAACUCGCUGUCACAUCGUAUAAUGACAUCCAAGACCUGAUGGACUCAGGAAAUAAGGCCAGGACAGUAGCUGCCACUAACAUGAAUGAGACAAGCAGCCGUUCCCACGCUGUCUUCAACAUCAUAUUCACCCAGAAGCGGCAUGAUGCUGAUACAGACAACACGUCAGAAAAGGUCAGCAAAAUCAGUCUGGUGGAUUUAGCUGGCAGUGAGAGAGCAGACUCCACUGGAGCCAAAGGAACGCGGCUCAAGGAAGGGGCAAACAUCAACAAAUCACUCACUACCCUGGGGAAAGUCAUUUCAGCUCUGGCUGAGGUGGAUUCUGGAUCAAACAAGAACAAAAAGAAGAAAAAAGUGGAAAAUUUUAUUCCUUACAGAGAUUCUGUACUGACCUGGCUCCUAAGAGAAAAUCUUGGUGGCAACUCUCGCACUGCAAUGGUGGCCGCUCUCAGUCCAGCCGACAUCAAUUAUGAUGAAACCCUCAGCACUCUUAGGUAUGCAGACAGGGCUAAGCAGAUCCGUUGUAAUGCUGUGAUCAAUGAAGAUCCUAAUAACCGUUUGGUGCGUGAGCUGAAAGAUGAGGUGUCCCGUCUGAAGGACCUCCUCUACGCCCAGGGCCUGGGUGACAUUAUCGAGACAUUUCGGGGGACAGUUGAGGAUUUUGCUGGUUUGAAAUACUUAUCCGAUUACAAGAACAAUAACAAUAGUGGCCAAGCUGUCAAUCAAAGAGGUGAUCUCUCCACAGUGACCAAUGCUAUGACGGGGAUGAGCCCCUCUCCCUCUCUCUCCGCCCUGUCCAGCCGGGCAGGCUCCAUCAGCAGCCUGCACGAUCGCAUCAUGUUCAGCCCUGGAAGCGAGGAAGCCAUUGAGAGACUCAAGGAAACAGAGAAAAUCAUUGCUGAGCUCAAUGAAACAUGGGAAGAGAAGCUUCGCCGAACAGAGGCCAUCAGAAUGGACAGAGAAGCACUGCUAGCUGAGAUGGGUGUGGCAAUGCGUGAGGAUGGAGGAACUGUUGGAGUCUUUUCACCAAAGAAGACGCCCCACCUGGUGAAUCUAAACGAAGAUCCUUUAAUGUCUGAAUGUCUCCUGUAUUAUAUCAAAGAUGGAAUUACCAGGGUGGGGAGAGAGGACGCCAGCAGAAGGCAGGACAUUGUUAUGAGUGGUCAUUUCAUUAAGGAGGAACAUUGUACUUUCACCAGCACCACUGGACCCAUGGGCGAAGCUGUCAUUCUGGAGCCAUGUGAGGGAGCAGAAACUUACGUCAAUGGGAAGAGAGUGACAGAGCCCACUAUUCUCAGAUCAGGGAACCGAAUCAUUUUGGGCAAGAACCACGUGUUCCGCUUUAACCAUCCAGAGCAGGCCCGUCAGGAACGGGAGAUGACUCCGUGUAGCGAGACCCCGAUGGAGCCUGUAGACUGGGUGUUUGCUCAGAGAGAACUGCUGGAGAAACAGGGCAUUGAUAUGAAACAGGAAAUGGAUCAGAGACUGCAGGAACUUGAAGAUCAAUAUCGCAAAGAAAGAGAAGAGGCCAACAAUCUGUUGGAGCAACAGAGAUUAGACUAUGAGAGCAGGCUAGAAGCCCUGCAAAAGCAGGUAGAUCGUUGUUACCCUGAUAUAGCAGAAGAAGAUGAUGAACCUGAGGAGGAAGUGCAAUGGACUGAGAGGGAGACAGAACUGGCACUGUGGGCAUUUCGUAAAUGGAGAUGUUACCAGUUUACAUCCCUCAGAGACUUGCUUUGGGGCAGUGCCAUCUUUCUUAAGGAGGCCAAUGCCAUUAGUGUGGAGCUUAAGAAGAAGGUUCAGUUCCAGUUUGUGUUAUUGACAGACACGCUGUACUCUCCUCUUCCACCUGAUCUGUUACCCCCUGAGACAACCAAAGACCGGGAGAAGAGCCCAUUCCCUCGCACCAUUGUGGCUGUAGAAGUCCAAGAUCAGAAGAAUGGAGCCACACAUUACUGGACCCUAGAGAAGCUCAGGCAGAGGCUGGACCUGAUGAGGGAGAUGUAUGAUCGUGCUGCUGAGGUGCCCAGCAGUGCUCUGGAUGACUGUGACAGUGUUUUGACAGGAGGAGAUCCUUUCUAUGACCGGUUCCCCUGGUUCCGUCUGGUUGGAAGAAACCCCCUUUUCUCCACAUGCCUUAGUGAGCAACCGAGCAACCCCAACUCCUCCCCCACCCCCUCUGCACCCAUGUCGAGCUCUGAACACACUGAGCUGGUCCAUUCAUGGUCCGACAAGAAGGUGGGAACAGAGUUGGAUGACUUGGAUGAUGAUUUCUUAUCUGAUGACCAAUGCUCGGAUUUUGAGGAGGAGGGGGAGGAUGAUGAUGAUGAGGGAGAGCUCUGCAGAAGCUCCAACAAAGCGGAGGACCCAUUUUACGAUCGCUCACCAUUGUUCAGUGUAGUGGGAAGGGCUUUUGUAUAUUUGAGUAAUCUGCUCUAUCCUGUGCCCCUGGUGCAUCGGGUCGCCAUCGUCAAUGAGAAGGGCGAGGUCAAAGGUUUCCUCAGAGUCGCUGUACAGGCCAUAUCAGGUUCUCUGGUUUUUCCUCCAGCCGAUGAGGAGGCACCAGACUACGGCUCUGGUGUCAGACAGUCAGGGACCGCUAAGAUUUCUUUUGAAGACCAGCAGUUUGAGAAGUUCCAAUCAGAGUCCUGCCAUUCUGGUCUGUCCCAUGCUGGGGUUUCUCAGGAGGAACUGCGGAUCGUGGAAGGGGAGGGCCAGAACACAGAGAUGGGUCUGUCAGCAGAUGAGGUCAACAAUAAUACCUGUUCAGCUAACCCAGAGGAUCUGGACAGCCCUGUCAAAGCAUGUCUUGAUGGCAUACUGGAUGGAGCUCUGGAUCACUUGAAGAUUGGAGAUGUCUUUACAUUCAGAGUUACUGUGCUGCAGGCGUCAAGCAUAUCUGCAGAGUAUGCAGACAUAUUCUGCCAGUUCAAUUUUAUUCACAGGCACGAUGAAGCGUUUUCCACAGAGCCAUUGAAGAACACUGGACGUGGUCCACCACUUGGCUUCUAUCAUGUGCAGAAUAUUGCAGUGGAGGUGACCAAGUCCUUUAUAGAGUACAUAAAGACUCAGCCAAUCGUGUUUGAAGUCUUUGGACAUUACCAGAAGCAGCCUUUCCCUUCGCUCUGCAAGGAUCUCAUUAGCCCGUUCCGUCUAUGUCGGCGGCAGUUCCAGAGAGUCAUGCCUCUUUCCAAACCAGUACCUGCCACCAAACUGACAGCUAUCACACGACCCACAGCAGGACCAUGCCACUGUAAAUAUGACCUGAUGGUCUUCUUUGAAAUCUGUGAGCUAGAGGCCAAUGGAGACUACAUCCCAGCUGUAGUGGAUCACAGAGCGGGCAUGCCCUGCCAUGGCACAUUCAUGUUACAUCAGGGCAUCCAAAGGAGAGUGACAGUCACGAUUGUACAUGAGACAGGAAGAGAUAUUGAGUGGAAGGAAGUGCGAGAGCUGGUUGUUGGGCGCAUCCGGAAUACACCUGAAGCAGAUGAGACAAUCAUAGACCCCAACAUUCUCUCUCUCAACAUUCUGUCUGCUGGAUAUAUCCGACCCGCACAUGAUGACAGACAGUUUCUUGAUUCGGACAUGCCUAGGACAUUCUACCAUUUUGAGGCUGCUUGGGAUUCAUCCAUGCACAACUCUUUGCUGCUAAACCGUGUCACUCCUUAUGGAGAGAAAAUCUACAUCACUCUGUCUGCUUACCUGGAGAUAGAGAACUGCACACAGCCUACAGUGAUAACCAAAGACCUAUGCAUGGUGUUCUACUCACGAGACGCCAAGCUUGCAGCAUCUCGCUCCAUCAAGAACCUCUUCAGCAGUGGCAGUUUGAGGCCAUCUGAAGGGAACCGUGUAACUGGUGUAUAUGAGCUCAGUCUGUGUCACCUGGCUGAUGCAGGGAGCCCAGGAAUGCAAAGAAGGCGCAGGAGGGUGCUGGAUACGUCAGUAGCGUAUGUGCGAGGGGAGGAGAACCUGGCUGGCUGGAGGCCCCGCAGUGACAGCCUCAUCCUGGACCAUCAGUGGGAGCUGGAGAAACUGAGCCUCCUGCAGGAGGUGGAGAAAACCAGGCACUACCUCCUCCUUAGGGAGAAGCUGGAGUCCACCCUGCUGCUGGGUCAGGAGUUGCUGCUGUCCUGCGGGAGUGAGGAUCUAACCGAGUCCUCUUCCCCCUCCACCCACCUGGGCCUGGGUCACAGCCCUGGCCCCAGCCCUGACACGCCCAAUGAGAGACAGAGAGAGCUGGCUGCCAAGUGUCUGCGUUUGCUUAACCACACCUUUAACAGGGACUACAUCCAUGUGUGUGUUAGCGCCAGCGAGAGCAAGUUGAGUGAGAUGUCAGUGACUCUCCUGAAAGACUCUGCCUCAGUCUGUGAUCAAAGCACACUCACACCUUCUUCCACAUGCCCCUCACUCGUGGAGGGACGCUACAGCAGCAACACUGAACUCAGACCCCCAACACCUCGAUCCCGCGCUGUCAGCCCGAACCCUGACUCUGAAACAGAGGGCAAGAAGUCUCCACCAGAGUCCAGACCAAGGACACGCACUUUUGUGCCAGACAUUCAGGAAAUCCGUGUCAGCCCUAUUGUGUCAAAGAAAGGGUAUUUGCACUUCCUGGAGCCCCACAGUAAUGAUUGGGUGAAGAAAUUUGUGGUGGUACGCCGGCCAUAUGUCUACAUCUACAACACAGAUAGAGACACAGUGGAAAGGGCCAUUCUUAACCUGUCCUCGGCACAAGUGGAAUACAGUGAAGACCAGCAGGCCAUGCUAAAGACCCCCUACACAUUUGCGGUAUGCACAGAGCAUCGUGGGAUUCUUCUUCAAGCCAGUAAUGACAAGGAGAUGCAUGACUGGCUGUAUGCCUUUAAUCCACUGCUUGCUGGAUCUAUCAGGUCUAAACUGUCUAGAAGAAGAGCCGUGCAGAUGAGGUUUUGAGACCAUCACACGUAUACCCACUGUACAACUCUCCAAGGACAAAACACGAAAGACUUACCUUGUAAAUAGAUCUACUGACAAAGCCCCAAAUUUCUGGGCUUAAUCAAGUCUCUCACCCCUGUCCCUCUGUUACCUAGUACAUGUGUUUACCUGCACCUACCCACACUAGCACCUACUGUGCACCUGUACAUAUUAAAGGCCCCAUUGUUGUGUGUCUACAGUGGCCUAAAUAUUCAACUUAUAGCGCCAUCGGAUCAGGCUAACUACUUUAUUGGGUUAGAAGUAGUUGAUGCUUAUGUAGUCCUCAGCAACAGCCUAGAAAGAAACAUGGCUGGCAAUGGAAAUUCCCAAUUCUGAAGCUGUCAGCUCAUGCUAACAGAUCUAAAUUUGUUACUGUGAAGAGCGAAGUCCAUAUCCAUAAGGCUGUGCCUCAUCUUGAGUUCAGUGGAAAAAUGAAGACUAGUAAAUUAUUGCAGUCACAUGGCCUUAUUGUGUUAAUCCUGAAUUAUGUAAGUCUCUAAGUUUAAAUGGUUAAAACUGAUCAGUAUUUAAGUCAGAAUACCAUAUGUUUAUUCAUCUCUUGGCUAUGGCUGAUAGAAUUGAUCAAUGAUAAUAAAUUCUUAGCAAGGAACACAUGAAUCACAUCAUAUUACACUCUUUCUCUCUUUAAGUGCAGUUCUUGGUAGAGUAGAACCCGUCAUAAAUACUCAUAUACCUUUAUAAUGUUUCCCUUGUAAGGCCUUGAAAUGCAUAAAGAUUUCAAAAUAAUCAGGACACAUGAGGAAAAAUUUGGCAACAGAAUAUGUUUGCAUUCUCAUAUCUCUGUAUGAGAAGCAUUGUAAAGAUUUGGCCUAUUUUUGUUGGAGUACCGGUCGGUAGAUUUAUCUAAAAUGUAUCAUAAUGCAGUCUCAUAUUUUAUAUAGAAAGAUUAUCAGUAUCCCUAGAUGGUCUUAUAGCUGUCUAAUUUAUUUUUAAAUUUUCUAUUAAAGUCUUAUCUCCUUAGAUAUUUAUUUAACAUGUUUUACUUUAUUUCAGGAUGUAUUUAUUUACAAAGACUGUACUGUUUUUGAAGAAGUACAGUGCAAUUUCUGCAUAUGGCACUUUUUGUUAUCAUGAGUUGACUAACCUCGCUUUUACUGACCACACUGCUUUCAUUCCCCCAACACAGUGAAAUGCAUUUGAGGAACAAGAUAGAAAUGAAUGCUGGGAUAGCUACUAUUACAUGUAGAUUACUUGAAUUUUACUUUUUAGAUAUGUUAAGUAGUUGGUUAAGAAAAAGGAUUUUUGCCAGAUUUAUCAGGUAGAGAAAAAAAAACACCAUACUUAUCAACCCAAAUCAUAAAUGAGUGUGUGUGUACAGUGAUAAAAUGAAAAGUUUUAAAGAUUGUUUGAACAAAUCAACAUUUUCUACAAACUCCCCAGUAAGAGAGAUGAACUAUGAUUUUUGUGCAUCUAUAGCAUCAUACUCUGUUUUUGUUUUAUAUUCUUAAUCAUCUUAAACCCUGUACACUUUUUAACAUGGUGAACUUCCACUUUCAGCUCCACCCAUUUGUAUCAUCCUUUCUCUUUGUGUAAAAAUGUGUAAAAACAGGAAAAAACAGUUUUCAGUUUGUUUGCAUGAAUAUUCGGGUUUCAAUAUAAGUUAAGCUCAUUCGACAGCAUUUGUGGCAUAAUGUUGAUUAAAAAAAAAAAAAAAUCAUUAACAAAAGCACAAAUCUGGCCUUAAGUAAGGCACUUACUGUACAAUGGAAGUGAAUGGGGUCAAUCUGUAAACAUUAAAAUACUCGCUGUUUCAAAAGUAAAGUCACAAGAUGUAAACAAUGUGUGUGUUAACAUGAUUUUAGUGUGAUAAAAUCACUUGCUAACCUUUUCUGUGUAAUGUUAUAUUCAAUUUUACAUCUUUGUUGCCAUGACGAUGUAACGCUGUAAACCCUACAACAACGAUUUAAACAUCUUUACAGCUCAAAUAAUACACAAGUUUUAACAGAAGAAUAAUGCGUGCUUUUUUUUUAAUUGUAAGUUUCACAUUUCUGCCUUUAAACCCUCAAAAAAUUGGCCCCAUUCACUUUCAUUGUAAGUGUCUCGCUAUAACCUCCAUUUUUGCUCUUUUUAAAGAAGGAGGGACAAGUUGAAGUUACAUUUUGUGGUAAUCAGCAUUAUGCCACAAAUGCUGUCGAUUGAUCUUAACUUGUAUUGAACCCAGAAUAUUCCUUUAAGAGAUCUUGCCCUGCAUUUAAUGUGACUAAGUAUAAUGGCAUUUUCCAAACAUAUCUAAAUAUGGUUUCAAUUAUCUUUUUAUCUUCUUUCACUCAUACAAAGGAACAAAACAGCCCAUUUUAAGUUUCUCACUGUAACAACAUCACCUCAUCUCCGUAUUCCAGAAAUAAGCCCUGCUGACCAUCCAAAAUCGUUCAGCUCUGAUUUGUCGUGAUUAUAAUCAUAUGAUAUAUUGCGGCAUUUUAUAUCCUGAUUUCCAUUUUUAAAGUUGUAUCAGGUCUUUUCCUUGUGAUGUGCGUAAUAUCAAUAGGCUUAUGUUGCGCAAACCAGUAAGAUGCUGCCUACGUUGUAAAAUGCCAAACAAAAUGUGCAUGAAAAUCCGGAUCAGUAUCACUUUGGAUAGUUGAAACUGCUGACUUACAGUUGUUCAACCUCAGUCUUAACUACUUUUGGAAUAUGGACUCUGACAUUACUAGGCUAACAUAGUACCAUAACCUCUUAUUUUUUAUGUAUCACUGUUUUUAUACAGAAGCAUUUGCUAGCAAGUGUGGAGUCCUGUGUGGCAGAUCAUGACUUAGGCAGUCAUUGGAGCAAAGCCCACAGAUCCACAAUUGUUGCUUUAAAAAAGAAAAAGCCAAACUGCUUAUAAUGUGGUGUGAUUGAGUGAUCCUGCUCUUUUUAAAUUGCAAGCAUUUUCUUUAUAUUGUUCAGAGUGCAGACCAACUGUUUGCAUGUGGCGUAAGGUGUUUGGCAAAUAGGUAGAUUAAAAACCUGCAAGAGUCAGGCAUAUGAGUAUGACUGAGGCCAGCCAACCUGCAGGGAAUGCUCAGUACUGCAGGAAUCUGACACUGAACAACUCCGCUUAAAGCCUGUACUGUAUAUGUUUGUAAGAUCAUACACACAUAAAUUCAUAUAGAUUCAAAUAGGAUUUGCAACACUUGUGUUUGUUUUAUUUGACCAGCUCUUUCUGUAAAAAACUAAAACAAAUGGUAUACAGUUGUUACCCAGUCCUAAAAGGCUUCUCAAUCGCUAAUGACUUUGUCAUUUGUCAUUAUUUGUUUCUGUAUGUUUUUUUCUGUUUCCGUUCUCUGUCACGACUUGUUCAGAUUAAAAAUAGGGUCACUCACUACUUUUAAAAAUUGCGUAAGUCAAUGGUAAUAGCAGAUUAAUUUUUAAAUGGUUGACCUUCAGGUUGACAAUCAUUUCCAGUUUGAAGUACAUGCAUGUAAAUGAGAGUUGUCUUAGAUUUUUGUCUGUGCGUCUUUUAGAAAGUAGGCUAACGCAGAGAACUGAAUGGUGUUCUUCAUGUUAUAGCCUGUCCUGUACCAUUUCUACAAGCAAUUUACAUAAAACAUCCCAUUAUCAUGUUCCCAAUCUAAAGGCAUCAUGUACAUAUUUCCAUCUCCAAACUGAAAGAAGGAUGAAUCAGUUCUCUUCAUGACACCAAUUAUUUGUGUGCUUCCAUUCUCCUCUUACAGACUCCAUUCAGAGGCAUUUUUCUAACGGUUUCUCUUGGUUUUACUUGCCUUUGUAUAUAAACAUGAUUGCUGUGAAUGUUGUAAUAUGCAGUUUGUACCAUCUUCAAUGGGCAGUACUAUCAAUGUCUCUUUCUGAGUGUUGGAUAUGAGUCAAAUGUUCUUGUACACUUAACACAUUGUCAGUUAUGAAAUAAAUGUUGAACUUAUGCAACACAGUGAAUGACUUUUGUGAGUGUUUAAUGAUUCUAAAUGUAAGCCAUUGCCUUAUGAAUGUGAAGAUACAGCCUGUGGAAGAUAGGAAUAAAAUAUGUUGAAUAUUUGCCUGA